CUAUCUGAAUUAUCCGUUCACAGCUCGACUUGCCUGGCAAGCUCUUUCGCCUUGUUCAAAAGCUACCACCAGUCUCACGAGCUCCCCGUCACCUCCAGCAUACACCCACGGACAUAAGCCCAACCCACCUGUACUUCUCCUCCCCAAGUCCCCACCAUGCCCCUCACCGCGCACGACUCCAUCUCCUUCCCCUCUUCCCUCCCCUCGAGCAUCACUUCUCGCUCCGCUCCACUCUACCUCAUUUUCCACUCCUCCCCCUGGUCAUCCGUCACCUCAACCUGGUGCCCAGACUGCCGCAACGCCCGUCCGGCUUUCACUGACUCCUUCGAGGGGGAGGAGAAGCCCGAGGCAUGGGCCAUGAGUACGGACUUUGGCCCGUGGAGGGCGAACAAGGGUGAGAAGGGGAAGCAGCACCCUUGGAGGGAGGAGAGGGGAGCUGGCGGGUGGGGAGUUUGGAGCGUGCCUACUAUCAUUAGGUGGGAGGGGGGCAAGGAGACGGGACGAGUUGAGGACACGGACUGCCAGGAUGUGAAGAAGGUCAGGGCGCUUGUUGCGGGCAAGUGAGGGCAAAGAGAGAAGUGGACAGCCGAUCGUGAUCCUGAAUGCCA
Molecule: messenger RNA, 608 nt
Organism: Jaminaea rosea
Lineage: Eukaryota; Fungi; Basidiomycota; Exobasidiomycetes; Microstromatales
Exons: 2
Coding region: 157-564 (135 amino acids)
Cellular component (GO): cytosol
Molecular function (GO): protein-disulfide reductase [NAD(P)H] activity
Source: RefSeq, a predicted model, not a curated record